Messenger RNA from Drosophila willistoni, 1317 nucleotides. RefSeq lists its product as uncharacterized. Gene Ontology annotation, molecular function: nucleic acid binding. The transcript is spliced from 2 exons. The coding region runs from base 1 to 1317 and encodes 438 amino acids. Lineage: Eukaryota; Metazoa; Arthropoda; Insecta; Diptera; Drosophilidae. The record is from RefSeq and is a predicted model, not a curated record.
AUGGCAGCAAUUGCUGCAAAAACGAGACUAGGAUGGACUAUAUAUGGCGGAUUGGGACGAUCUGGUGGAGGAAUCAACCUGCAUCGGUGUCAAUGGGAUCUGGAUUUGCAUGAGAUGGUUAAAAAACAUUUGCUAACGGAGGAAAAAUCACCGCCGAUGUUUACCAAGUUCCCUGAUGAAGAGCGAUCUCUACAGAUUCUGGAGGACACUGUUAGUUACAGCUCGCGGAUGUACACCACGGGAUUGCUUUGGAAAGAUGGUCCCCGUGUAUUUCCAAAUAGCCUGCCGGUAGCAAAACGACGACUCUUAUGCAUGCAAAAGAAAAUGGCAGCAGACCCUCCUUUUGCAAGUGAGCUACAUAGUCAAAUACAAAACUUGAUAGCUAAAGGAUAUGCCAGAAAGUUGACAGAGGAAGAAGUCCUGGAGAAACCCGAAAAUGCAUGGUACUUGCCCAUUUUUACUGUACGAAAUCCACAUAAACCUGACAGGAUCAGAUUGGUGUGGGACGCGGCAGCUCAAUCAUCAGGAGUAGCCCUAAAUGAUUUUCUUCUGAAGGGACCCGAUUUACUCGUGCCCUUGCUGCAGAUUAUGUAUAACUUUAGAAUGAGAGCAAUUGGCGUGAGCGGUGACAUCGCCGAAAUGUUCCAUCGAAUAGCAGUAAAAGAAGACGCUAAAGCACAACGAUUCCUAUGGCAAAAUCAGACAACAGGCGUCAUAGAAACUUUCCAAUUAAAUGUGUUGACAUUUGGAGCCACGUGCUCCCCCUGUAUAGCGCACUAUGUGCGCGACCUGAACGCUAAAAAACACGCAGACGAGUUUCCUUCGGCAGCUAAAGCUAUUCGGAGAAGUCACUACAUAGACGACUACAUCGAUUCAUGCCAUUCAGAAGAAGAAGCCAUUACAUUAGCGAAAGAAGUUAGAGAAGUCCAUGCACGCGGAGGUUUCCAUAUGCGCAAGUGGUGUUCGAAUUCCAAACGGGUACUCGCUGCGCUUCGCGACACAACAACCUACGAAGAAAAACAGUUCUUUAACAGUGAAGAGAUACACUCUUAUGAGAAAAUAUUGGGCAUGCGGUGGAGCCCACGUCAAGAUGCCUUCACCUAUGCACUAAAAGACAAACUUCAACUGGAUGAUGCGAAAAUGCAUCGAGAAUUGUCGCAGCAGGAAAUAUCGUGGUACUUCAACCCAACGUCAGCUCCUCACAUGGGAGGAGCCUGGGAGCGCUUGGUGCGUUUCGUCAAAACCGUGUUAUACCGUAUAACACCAAAUCAAAAAUUUUCAGAUGAAAGUCUUCUUACCGCCAAUGCAGAGGUGUAA